Messenger RNA from Sphenostylis stenocarpa, 3033 nucleotides. Lineage: Eukaryota; Viridiplantae; Streptophyta; Magnoliopsida; Fabales; Fabaceae. The record is from the annotation of a GenBank genome assembly.
AUGGUGAGACCAGAGAGUACGUACCCCGUCACAUGCAAGAAAAGGUGGCGAAUGGCUUUCACAGCCAUUUCCUUCGUUAAGGCCCUUCACCAUCUCUCCAAGAAAGCUCUCCAUAUCAACCCCCCAACCCUUUUCCGUUCCUUUUCUUACCUUGCCAUUGACGUUGCUCCUCCUCACGUGCCUUCCUCACGUGACAAACCCUUCAACGUUGACCCUAAAUUGCUCAGUGACAUGGUAAGGGAGAAGAUGCUCGAGUCUCUCACCCAAUUUGGAGGUGUCAAAGAACUCGCUGCACUUCUUGAAACCGAUCUCAAGCGUGGUAUAAGUGACGACAACGAUGACAUUGAUCACCGAAAACGCGUCUUCGGUGUCAACGUUUUCACGGAGCCUCCAUCCAAAGGUUUUCUUUCUUUUGUCCUUGAAGCUUUUCAGGAUACCACUAUCAUCAUCCUUUUGGUUUGCGCCGUGCUUUCCCUUGGCUUUGGAAUCAAGCAACACGGGUGGAAGGUUGGGUGGUACGAUGGAGGAAGCAUCAUAAUUGCGGUUAUUCUCGUUAUUGUCGUGUCUUCCGUGAGUAACUUCAACCAAUCUAGACAGUUCAAGAAGCUUUCUGCGAAGAGUGGAAACAUAGGAGUUGAAGUGGUACGAGGUGGUCGGCGCCAGAGCGUGUCGAUCUUUGAGGUAGUGGUGGGUGACAUUGUUUACUUGAAGAUUGGUGAUCAGGUUCCUGCGGAUGGGUUGUUUUUGGAGGGGCAUUCGUUGAAAGUGGACGAGUCCAGCAUGACGGGGGAGAGUGUUCACGUGCAUGUGAAUGGUGACAUGAACCCUUUCUUGUUAUCUGGCACGAAGGUCACUGAUGGUUCUGCAGACAUGCUUGUUACUUCUGUGGGUAUGAACACUGCUUGGGGUGCAAUGAUGGGUUCAAUCACGAGAGAGCUUGAUGAGGAGACACCUUUGCAAGUGCGUCUCAACAAAUUGACUUCAGCAAUUGGUAAGGUUGGAUUGUUGGUGGCUGCACUUGUUUUGGUGGUGUCUAUGAUACGUUACUUCACGGGAAGUACUAGAGAUGAUUUUGGGAACCGGGAAUUCGUUGGGAAAACGACAAAGUUUGAUGAUGUUAUGAAUGCGGUUGUGGGGAUUGUUGCUGCGGCUGUGACGAUUGUGGUGGUGGCCAUUCCAGAAGGGUUGCCACUGGCUGUUACUCUGACUUUGGCUUAUUCCAUGAAGAAAAUGAUGAGGGAUAAUGCCAUGGUUAGGAAGAUAUCAGCUUGUGAGACAAUGGGGUCGGCAACAAUAAUCUGCACUGAUAAAACUGGUACUCUUACAAUGAAUGAGAUGAAGGUGACUGAAGUGUGCGUGGGGAAAAAGAUAAUAACAGAAGGUGGGUAUUUGGCGCCGAGUUUAGUCCAAUUAUUGAAAGAAGGAAUAGGAUUGAAUACCACUGGAAGUGUUUACCAGCCCCUACAAACCUCUUUGGCAGAAAUUUCAGGUAGUCCAACUGAGAAAGCGUUGCUUUCUUGGGCUGUGGUGGAUUUGGGGAUGUACAUUGAUGAAAUGAAGCAGCAUUGUGAAAUCAUUCAUGUGGAGACGUUUAACUCUGAGAAAAAGAGAAGUGGGAUUUUGAUGAGGGAGAAGAGAGGAAGCAACAGGGUGCACACACACUGGAAGGGUGCUGCUGAGAUGAUAUUGGCCAUGUGUUCAAAUUACUAUGACCAUACAGGGGAAAUCAUGAUCAUGGGUGAUGAAGAAAGGGUUCAAAUAGAGAACAUGGUCAAAGGCAUGGCUACCAAAAGUUUGCGAUGCAUUGCCUUUGCCCAAAAGAGUUCCAACGGGCAGGUCUAUGAAAACAUUGAAAAGCUUGAAGAGUCGGGACUAACAUUGUUGGGGAUACUUGGAUUGAAAGACCCUUGUAGGCCUGGAGUUCAAGCAGCAGUUGAAUCCUGCAAGAAAGCGGGAGUGAAGAUCAAGAUGAUCACUGGAGAUAAUGUGCACACAGCAAGGGCCAUAGCCUCUGAAUGCGGGAUUCUUGACCCUAAUGAUGAACUCGAUGAAGAAGCAGUUGUUGAAGGCUUCCAAUUCAGAAAUUACUCACCUGUGGAGAGAAUGGAUAAAAUUGAUAGAAUCAGAGUCAUGGCCAGAUCAUCUCCAUUUGACAAACUUCUGAUGGUUCAAUGUUUAAAGCAUAAGGGUCACGUGGUGGCAGUCACAGGUGAUGGCACAAACGACGCACCUGCUCUGAAGGAAGCUGAUAUUGGACUCUCCAUGGGAUUGCAGGGCACUGAAGUGGCAAAGGAGAGCUCAGACAUUGUUAUUCUUGAUGACAAUUUCUCUUCUGUGGUCACAGUACUACGAUGGGGAAGAUGUGUGUACACAAACAUCCAGAAGUUCAUUCAGUUUCAGCUCACAGUUAACAUCGCUGCACUUGUCAUAAAUUUUGUAGCCGCAGUUUCUUCUGGAAAAGUGCCCCUUACAGCUGUCCAGCUUUUGUGGGUUAACCUGAUCAUGGAUACUCUUGGAGCCUUGGCCUUGGCCACUGAGCUACCCACCAAGGAUCUCAUGAAGAAGCCACCUGUAGGGAGAGUUGAGCCACUUAUAACCAGAGUUAUGUGGAGGAACCUCAUUUCUCAAGCAUUAUAUCAAGUGCUUGUAUUGUUGAUUUUGGAAUUCAAGGGAAGAUCAAUCUUUGAUGUCAGUGAGAAGGUGAAGAACACCCUUAUUUUCAAUGCUUUUGUCCUCUGCCAGGUAUUCAAUGAGUUCAAUGCGAGGAAGCUGGAGAAGAAGAACAUCUUUGAGGGGCUUGGUAAAAAUAAGUUGUUCAUAGUAAUUGUGGGCCUAACUGUGGCCCUUCAGAUAGUGUUGGUGGAGUUUCUGAGGAAGUUUGCAACCACUGAGAGAUUGACUUGGGAGCAAUGGGGUGUUUGUGUCGGCAUUGGAGUUUUGUCUUGGCCAAUUGGUGUGCUUGUGAAGUGCAUCCCAGUUGGUCCGAACAAUUUCGUAGAGAAGACUAUCCUUCAUGCAAGAUCUUCAAUUUAG